This is a messenger RNA of Periophthalmus magnuspinnatus, 1313 nucleotides long. Its product is annotated as calumenin-A-like. Gene Ontology annotation, molecular function: calcium ion binding. The transcript is spliced from 7 exons. The record is from RefSeq and is a predicted model, not a curated record. Lineage: Eukaryota; Metazoa; Chordata; Actinopteri; Gobiiformes; Gobiidae. Bases 142 to 1086 code for a protein of 314 amino acids. Gene Ontology annotation, cellular component: endoplasmic reticulum.
CAAUCAGAAGAGACGACGCGUCUGAGGUGGACGCUGAUUGGCUAAGGUUGAGUACAGCUGCUGUCCCGAGGUUGUGUGUUUAAAGCUAAGUAAAACUCUGUAGGAGUGGUAGAGAGCGAUCAAGUCGAAGAAUCAAUAAGAAUGAUGCGUUUUCUGAUCAUCCUCAUCUCCCUUUGUGUUGUCUACUGCCACAGUAAACCCACAGAAAAAAAAGAGCGUGUUCAUCAUGAUGAACCACUGAGCAACCUCAAACACGAUGACACCAAAAACUUUGACUAUGACCACGAGGCCUUUCUUGGCCAUGAUGAGGCCAAAACCUUUGAUCACCUCCCUCUUGAAGAAAGCAAACGGAGACUAGGCAUAAUUGUUGGAAAAAUAGACGAUAACAAAGAUGGAUAUGUCACAGAGGAAGAGCUCAAAAUUUGGAUAAAAAAAGCUCAACAAAAGUACAUUUUUGAUAAUGUUCAAACUCAGUGGAAUGACUUUGACACCAACAAUGAUGGAUACAUCGGCUGGGAAGAGUAUAAAAAUGUGACCUAUGGAAGCUAUCUGGAUAGUCCUCAGGAGGACACUGACUUUAAUUAUGCCCAAAUGAUGCAGAGGGAUGAGCGUCGCUUCCGUAUGGCUGACAAAAAUGGGGAUCUGUAUGUCAAUAAAGAAGAAUUCACUGCUUUCCUCCACCCAGAGGAGUUCUCCCACAUGAGGGACAUUGUGCUUCAGGAAACUAUUGAGGAUAUUGACAAGAAUGGAGAUGGUUAUAUAGACCUACAAGAGUACAUUGGUGACAUGUACUCACCAGAGAAUGGAGAGGAGGAGCCUGACUGGGUAAAAUCAGAACGAGAACAGUUUGCUGAGUUUAGAGACAAAAAUAAUGAUGGGAAAAUGGAUAGGCAAGAAACUCUUGACUGGAUACUGCCAGAAGACUAUGACCACGCUGAGGCAGAGGCUAAGCACUUGCUGCAUGAAGCAGAUACUGACAGAGAUGGCAAACUAACGAAAGAGGAAAUUAUAGAGAAGCAUGAAGUAUUUGUUGGAAGCCAAGUGACCAACUUUGGGGAAGCAUUAAUGCGACAUGAUGAAUUUUAAAUUUGGUAUAACAUGGAUGUUUUUUUACACACCACUCUCAUUUUGUGGAGGAGUUUACCAAAGAUUUUUUUCCAAGUUUUUUUAAUGUGUAUUUGCUGUUUACUAAUGGUGUUACAAAGAGAAAAAGGACCCUCAAUUGGAUAUUUAUUUAUUACCAUGUUCUAUAUGUUUCAAAAUGUUUAUAAGCAGGAAUGUAAUGUGCAAUUUAUAUUUUGGACAAUAAUAUG